This is a messenger RNA of Dermatophagoides farinae (American house dust mite), 3020 nucleotides long. NCBI's taxonomy places the organism in Eukaryota, Metazoa, Arthropoda, Arachnida, Sarcoptiformes, Pyroglyphidae. The record is from RefSeq and is a predicted model, not a curated record.
CAAAAAUCUAAUAUCUAAUCGGAAAAUUGAACCUGAACCUUAAGAAUUUUCUUACCGCCAUUGUGGUUGAAGCACAACAACAACAACAACAUGAACAUUCGAUCAUAUCAUCAUCAGCAAUCAUUAAUGGUAGUUCAGAAUUUUCACCAACAAACGAAACAUCGGUACCAACUGUUUCGAAUGCAAAAAACUCAUCAACAAUAUUAUCGCCAUCAAGACGAGUCAAUAAUUUUUCUACAAAAAUCGGCACUCUAUUGAAAAUUCUACAGAUUGUCAAUCAUGUUGCAUCUAUUACAUCGACGGCUAGAGGAUCGUUGAUUCAAAAUCAUCCGAAUGAGAAUCUAAAUGAUUCACAAAGUGAAACACGUACAAUGUCAACAUGGUUUGGUUUUGCUAAAAAAACACCUUCAACGAGUCGACGAUCAAAUCAACAUCAGCAUAAUCGUAAUCAACAUUUGUUCAAUGAUCCGGCUAUCAACAUGCCAAAUGGCGCGACAGAUGAAAUGUACAAACCAACAUUCAUACCAAUAUCACAGCCAUCAUUACCACCACCUAAUCAUCCAAUAUUUCCACCAUUCGAUCCAGCAAAUCCAUUGCUAUUAUUACCACCAUUAUCAGAUACAAGCGCCAUUGAUUAUUGGUUGAAAUUAUUGGAAGAUCCUAAAUUCGAAGAACAAAUUAUGCCCAUCAUAUGGAAUGGCCGUAAUGAUCAUCAUCAUCAUCACAAUCGAAAACCAUUUGAUUAUGAUAAUAAAUUUGUUUCAAAUUCUCAUCCUAACAAUGGUCCAUGGAUUGGUAAAAAAAUUCGAAAAAAAGUAAAAAUAAAUUCGCGCAAAAGUGAACAAUUAAGAUCGAAUCUAUCUAACAAGAAAAUGUAUAAUCGAGGAGAAAACGAAGAAGAAGAUGAUGAUUUGGAACAUUAUGAAUAUGGUCCAAAUGGUGAUGCUGAUAAAUGGUCACUUCAGAAUGAUAUUGAAAACGGUUCCGAUUUCGACAACAUGAUGAUGUUGACUCCCAAUUUUCGGCCACAUGAUGGCCAAAGAAUUAAAAAGCCCAGACCUCAUGCAAACGAUGGUUUUCAUCAAGUUCAACAGCAGCAACAACAAUAUGAUACAACACCACGUUGUGAUAAAUUCACCGAAGAUAUUUGUAUCGAUGAUUUUGAAUAUCCAGAACAUGCAAUAUUGGACGAGAUUUAUAAACGAAAAGAUAUUUUUCAACUUAUGUAUGCUGAAGUGAAUGGGGAUGUACCUUUGGUAGAUGGUAUUCCAAAAGAUAUGGAUGAAAAUUUUUCACAAGAUUAUUACUAUAGUAAUAAUGAUCCUGAAGAUCCGGAUGAUGAUUAUCAUGAUGAUUUCAAUGGACCAUCGACGGAUGGCCAUCAUCAUUCAACUACGAAUAAAUCAACAUCAUUUGAUUUUGGUGAAUCAAAUAGUAAUAAUCAUCAUAAUAAUAAUAACAAAAAUUCCAUUGAACAAGGGUUUGUUUGUCGUUCUGAAGUACUUUAUGCUAAACCAAAAUUAGCUAAAAAUUUAAAACGAAAAUGGCGUGUCAUUGUUAAUGCCGGUGAUUUUACACAAACAAUACGGCUAGAAAAAUGUAAUAAAGCUAAUAGUGAAUGUCGAUAUAUAGCUGAUCAUAAGUAUGCAUCAAGAUGUGCACAGAUUCAUUCCAUUCAUAGAUUAUUGGUUUUUGAAAAGGGAAAAGGUUUUUUCAUCGAUUCAUUCCGAUUACCAACAGCAUGUACAUGCCAUGUUUAUUCGGUUAAACAAACUAAUCCAAAUCCAAGUGAAAGUACAAUGAAUAAUAAUUUAAGGACGAAAAUUAACACCAGUAAUUCAAUGGAACCGAAUAAAUCAUUAUGGUCAAUGCUAUCGAACAUUGAUAAUAAUCCUCAACAAUCAUACAAUGAUGAUAAUAAUGAAAAUAACAAUCAUUAUGAAAAUAAUGGUGCACAAUCAUCAAAAUUAUAUUUUCAUAGCCAUGCUAAUCAAAAUCAGAUGACAAAACAAAUGCAACAACAAUUACAAAAAGCCCUGAAUAUAUUGAAUAAUAAUGAACUUUUCAAAUUAUUACCACAAUUAACAUCAAUCGAUUCACAAUCAAAGAAUAAUAACUGGAUUCACAACAAUAAUAAUGGUAAUGUUAUAUUACAAAAAUUACUUGAAAAUUUGGGUACAACAUCAUCCACCACUGGAACGGUACCGUCGAAUUUUUUGCUCACCACGACAAGCACUAUGCCCAGUAAUAAUAACGAUAACCAUAUGAGUGAUAAUAAAAAUCAUAUAAAUCGUUUUACAAUCAUACCAGAAUAUCAAUUUAAUCUUUCCGAUAUGACAGAAGGAAAUAAGGUAACGAAUGAUUUGUUAACAAAUUCUGAGAAUAAUUUUGGUAUGACAAAUCCAAACAAACGUACAAACCAUCUAUCAACAUCGUUCGGAUCCAUAUCUGGACAAUCAUCACUAGCCCAAGCACCAGUAGUACAAGUGAUACAUAUGCCCGUAUCAACUAAUGGCAUGACAUCAUUAGAUCAACUUGAUAUACCGGCAACUGUUAAUCGGUUAACACAAUGGCCAUAUCCAUUCGAUCGAAAUGAUGAUCAACAUACUAGCACUCCAUUAUCAUCUACACAAUCCCAAUCAUCAUUGUCAAAGUAUUUGGCAUCAGCUAGCAAUAGCCAUUUGUUACGACAACAGCAAAAACCCAAAUUCAAUAAUGACACACUGGCAUCCAAUAUGACAACAACGGCGCUUAUCCAAAUAAAUAAUCAGACAAUUUCCGGCUCUACUUCAAUCAUAAAUGACAAGAAUAUUACCAAGGCCAUUUCCAAUGAAGAUUCCCAUUAUAGUAGUCAUAAUGUUGAAAAUGACGAAGACGAUCAUGAUGAUAAUAACAGUAGCAAUGAUGACAACACGAAAAUUAACUUUUCCUAUCAUCCGAUUCUCGAUUAUAUUGUCAAUUAGAUUUUUUUGAUGGACAGCGAAAAGAAAAAAAAAAUUCAAAUCAUGUUGAUCUCAACA